AGCUGUGGUAUAUCUUUUUUUUUUUUUAUGUAUACAAGGAAACCCAUUGAAACCAUCUCAUUUUCAAUGGUGCCCUGUAGAUAUCUUCUGUCUAAUAGCUGUUCUUAGUCACAACUCAUUGUGAAAUGCCUGGACAAAGUGAUGUCAUACCUGUGGAAACUCAGAGUUCUUUAACUUUUCUGGAUGGUCUGACCUUCAUCUCUUAAAGUAAUGAUGAACUGUGGUUUCUCUUUGCUUAUUUGAGCUGUUCUUGACAUAAUAUGGACUACUACACUACAAACGUAAUGAUGGUCUUUUGUAUACCCCCGUAAUACAUUGAGAAGGAAAGAAAAUUCCUCAAAUUAACUUUUAACAAGGCGCACCUGGUAAUUGAAAUGGUGAUUUCCAGUGGACUACCUUGUGAAGCUGGUUCAGAUUGCUGUGUGCAAAAUGUCAGUGCAAAUGGUGGCUAUUUUGAAGAAUCUACAAUAUGAAAUGUAUUUUGUUUAACACUAAUCUUUGGAUGCUACCUGAUCCCAUGUGUUUUUCAUAAUUUUGAUGUCUUUACUGGAAAUAUAUUGGAUGAAAAAUACCUUUUGAAUGAAAAGGUGUCAAAAAUGUUGAUUGGUACUGUACAUGACCUUACCACUUGGUGGCUAUUGCUGCUCUGCUUGAGAAUAGGGAAGCUCCUCACAUUAAUGUCCCGUUAUGUGCCAUUCAUUAGUAAAGACGACUGGCAAUGACACUACAGUGAACAAACCGAGAGGGAAAAAAAUUCAGUAUUCAUUUCUCAGUGCUAUUUAAGCUUGGCAUUUGCACAGGUCCCAAAGUACCAGUUUAGGUCUGCCUCUGUGAUUUUUAUUUAGACUUUAUACCUGUUGAGGUACUUUGUUCAUGUAUUGAAGCAAAAAUGAUUUGGGCAACAGUAACUGUUUUGCUUAUGUUAGUUCAGUGUUCACACAACGAGGAUUUCUGUUAUGACGAAGGUCACUGUGAUCCAUAUGCAUGGGGAGACAUGUUCCCAUCCUGCCACCCAAUCCUUGAGGAGCAUCAUUCUCCAAUAAACCUUGAUCACCAUAUGAUCAGAAAUGAGUCAUUGGAGGCUUUAAAUCUGGAUGGUUUUGAUUCUGUUCAUACAGGACAAUGGAAACUGAAAAACAAUGGGCAUUCUGUUUGCUUGGAGGUUGGGAAUGGGAUGUCUGUGGCUGGUGGAGGUCUUCCAGGGGUGUACCACAGUCAGCUCCACUUUCACUGGGGAAGCCAGAACUCCAACGUCGAGCACACGGUGGACAGGCACAGAUAUCCUAUGGAGGGUUAUAGCGAUAUGCACAUAGUCAACAUGAAGUCGAGUCACCCCAAUUUGACUUCUGCCUUGGAAGACCCGACAGGCCUAGCAGUUCUUGGAUUCUUUAUCGAUCUCAAUUACAUAGACCAUGAACACUUUGGACAAAUUUCAAACCUACUUCCCACCAUUGCCUACAAAGGUCAGACGGUUUCAGUCAAGCCAUUUCCAUUGAUCAGCCUUCUACCGGAGAGACACUUGUCCAAGUACUACCGUUACCACGGUAGCCUCACCACUCCUCCUUGCUCUCGGGCGGUUCUAUGGACAAUGUAUGAAGUGCCCAUCUUUAUCUCAUGGUCACAGUUUGAACAGUUUGCCACUGGGAUUUUCUCCACAAAGCGGGACGAAAAAUUGGUGUCACAUCUCCAUGACAAUUUCCGACAUAUCCAUCCCACUUUUGGUCGCAGCAUCUACGCCUCCAAAGAUGCCAAGCUACUCUCAGCAACGGCCACUAAUCUCUUCUUGCCUUUACUCUUAAUACUUCUGCUUCAAAUGACUAACUGUUGGGCUCAUCUAUGGACUGUAGGUUUAGGCUCAGGGCUGUUUUAUUGAUACUGGUUGAGGAACAAAUAAAAUACUGAGAAAAAUAAGUAAUUAUAGGCAAUUGUUUACUAUCAUUGACCACUGUACAUUUUCACCCAGUAUUACUGUCAUUGUUGAAUUAUAGGGUUAUGUUUCAUUACAUGUUUAACAUUUCAAUCCAUAACAUUGACUACUGUGCUCAAUUCAAUCAAACCGCAUUGCAGUGUUUCCACAAAGCUCCCUUGGAUACUGUAUAAAAAUGUACAACUACUACUAAGUCAACCCACCCCCAAACAGACGUCACUAAUCAUAAUUAGUGUGUACAUACAAGUGCAUCUAAAAAAAAAUAGAAUCUUUUGGAAUCUUUUUUUUUU
Molecule: messenger RNA, 2217 nt
Organism: Esox lucius (northern pike)
Lineage: Eukaryota; Metazoa; Chordata; Actinopteri; Esociformes; Esocidae
Gene: car15
Product: carbonic anhydrase 15
Cellular component (GO): plasma membrane
Molecular function (GO): carbonate dehydratase activity; zinc ion binding
Source: RefSeq, a predicted model, not a curated record